GGCCUGCUCCGCCCCCAUGAAGGGCUCCCGCCCCGCCAGCCGGCCCGCCAGCACCCCCGAGGGCAGCUCAGAAGGCGUGGACCUCAGCCUGACGGGCCUCCCCCCGCCGGUGUCCUGGCGCCCCAACAGCGCCUCCACCACCAAGCCCAUCGCCCGCUUCUCCGUGGUCGCCGGCAGUGAGCCAAGGAGGAAGGCGCCGGAGGGGCCCGGGGGUUCCCGAACCGUCAACAACCUCCGCAGAUCCAACAGCACCACGCAGGUCCACCAGCCGCCGGCUAACCAGGCCUGGACCGGCGCCCCCAGGCCGGCCGAGAGCCCCCAUGUCCUGACGCUCUCUGAGGGCAGCCCCGGUGGGAAGAAGAGGGCGGCUGGUCUGAGCAAAACUCCCAGUGAGAAGGCAGCCACGUGGAACGUCCUGGAUGACCAGCCCAGGGCCUUUGCCUCGCCACCCGACUCCCGGAGCCCUAGCACCGUCGGUGCGCCCGUGGGCCCCCGGAGGAGAGAGUGCACCGUACCCCUGGCCCCGAGCUUCACUGCCAACAACAGGAGCAAUAAGGGCACCGUGGGCAACUGCGUCACCACCAUGGUGCACAACCACUACACGCCCCCAGAGAGGGCGCCGCCCCCCAAGAGCUCUAACCACACAGCUCCUUCCCUCAACAACAUCCUCAAGGCGGCCACCGGGGCUGGGGGCAGCGGCAGCUUCGGGAAGCCGCACGGGGACCAGGCCGGCAGCAAGCAUGUGGCCCAGAACAACACAGGGGGCGCCCCGGGCCCGCUCAGACGGAAGGAGGUGACAGAGGAGGAGGCCGAGAGGUUUAUCCACCAGGUGAACCGGGCAGCUGUCACCAUCCAGCGAUGGUACCGCCACCAGGUGCAGCGGCGCCAAGCCAGAGCUGCCCGCCUAGAGCACCUGCCAGCAUCCAACCAAGAGGAGCAGCGGCGGCAGCUGGGAGGGGACAGCCUCCUGGACCAGCACCAGAAGAAGGAGGCGGCCAGGAGGAAGGCCCGGGAGGAGAAGGCACGCCAGGCCAGGCGAGCGGCCAUUCAGGAGCUGCAGCAGAAGCGAGCCCAGAAGUCAGGUGACCCCGAGCUGAAGGAGGCCUGGGGGCCAGAGAAGCCCCGGCCUGCCCAGGAGCUGCCCCCAAGGCCGGGGGGCACCACCCACACCCCCCAGACCCACAAGGCCAACAAUGCCGGCGCUGGCUUCCCGACCGCGCGCCCAGAGGAGCCCUGCCAGUCCGCCUCCCCUUCAUCUCCGGAGCCCCAGCAGUUGGCAGAGGACAAGCCUCAGGAUGCCAGCGCCCAGGGCAUGCCUGGUGAGGAUCUGGAGGUGGGGGGCCCUGCCCAGAGCAGGGCCAAGUCCAGGGUGACACUGGACGAGCUGCUAGACACACUGAAGCUGCUGGAAGAGGAGCCCGAGCCGCUGCCCCGUCCCAGGGCCUACCGCAAGGACAAGUACUCCUGGACGGAUGAGGAGGACGAUGCCAGCAACCUGACAGCUGACAACCUGGAGAGAUUUGGGAAGCUCAGCACGUGCGACGGUCCCUCCGAAGACGGGACCCUGCUCUCUGAGGCCAAGCUGCAGAGCAUCAUGAGCUUUCUGCACGAGAUGGAGAUGGAGCAGUUAGGGCAGGACCGGCCGGCCUCGGCCCCCCAGGGGCUGGCGCUGGAGGACGGGCGCCCGGAGCCCGGGUCCACGGUGAGCACAUCUGUGAUGCGGCUGAAACUGGAGGUGGAGGAGAAGAAGCAGGCGGUGGGGCUGCUGCAGAGAGCGCUGAUGCAGCAGCGGGACCUCACCGUCCGGCGGGUCAAGGAGACCGAGAAGGAGCUGGGCCGGCAGCUGCGGCAGCAGAGGGACCACUACGAGGCCACCAUCCAGCGGCACCUGUCCUUCAUCGACCAGUUGAUUGAGGACAAGAAGGCCCUGGCGGAGAGGUGUGAGGCUGUGGUGGCCGAGCUGAAGCAGAGGGACCAGAGGCGCAAGGACAGGGAGGCCCAGGUGCAGGAGCAGCACGAGCUGGAAAUCAAGAAACUCAAGGAACUAAUGAGUGCCACCGAGAAAGUCCGCAGGGAGAAGUGGAUCAACGAGAAAACCCGAAAAAUCAAGGAGAUUACAGUCCGAGGACUGGAGCCUGAGAUCCAGAAGCUGAUCGCCAGGCACAAGCAGGAGGUGAAGAAGCUCAAGAGCGUGCACGAGGCGGAGCUGCUGCAGGCGGACGCGCGGGCGGCCCAGCGCUGCGCUCGCCAGGUGGAGGAGCUUCGGGAGCAGCUGGAGCGCGAGAAGGAGGCGCUGGGCCAGCAGGAGCGGGAGCGCGCACAGCAGCGCUUCGAGCAGCACGUGGAGCAGGAGCAGCGGGCUCUGCAGCAGCAGCGGCGGCGGCUCUACGGCGAGGUGGCCGAGGAGAAGGAGCGGCUGGGCCAGCAGGCAGCCAGGCAGCGGGCGGAGCUGGAGGAGCUGAGGCGGCAGCUGGAGGAGAGCAGUGCGGCUGAGGGCCGGGCUCUCAGGGCCGAGUUCGAGAAGGGCAGAGAGGAGCAGGAGCGCCGGCACCAGAUGGAGAUGAAGGCCCUGAAGGACCAGCUGGAGGCGGAAAGACAGAUGUGGGAGGCCAACUGCGCCAAGAAGGAGGAGGCAUGGCUGCUGACCCGGGAGCGGGAGCUGAGGGAAGAAGUCCGCAGGGGCCGGGACAAGGAGAUCGAGCUGGUCAUCCACCGGCUGGAGGCCGACAUGACGCGCGCCAGGGAGGAGAGCGAGAGGGCGGCGGAGAGCCGCGUGCAGCGCCUCCGGGACAAGUACGACGCGGAGCUCUCGGAGCUGGAGCAGUCGGAGCGGAAGCUGCAGGACCGGUGCACGGAGCUCAAGGGGCGGCUCGGGGAGGCGGAGGGCGAGGGCCUGCGGCUGCAGGGCCUGCUGCGGCACAAGGAGAAGGAGCUGGCCCGCGUGACGGCGGUCAACGAGCAGCUGGUGGGCGAGCGGAGCGGCCUGGCCGAGGUGCUGCGCCGGGAGUUUGCCGACCGGCUGGCCGCCUCCGAGGAGGACACCCGGGUUGCCAGAGCCGAGCUGGCCGAGCUGCGGGCCCGCCAGCGGCUGGAGCUGGAGCAGCUCUCGCGGGAGAAGCAGGCGGAGCUGGAGGAGGUGCACCAGAGGGUGAAGCUGGCCCUGACGAAGAAGGAGGAGGCCGUGCGCAGCCUCCGAAAACAGCAUGAGGCCGCGGUGAAGCGGGCCGACCACCUGGAAGAGCUGUUGGAGCAGCGCAAGUGGCCGUUAUCGAGCGCCAAGUGACCACCGCAGCCCGGAGGGGUCGACAGCAGCAGGGCGGGGGGUGCCUGGUGUGAGGCGGACCCCAGCCCGGCCCCAACCCCACCGACCCCUCUAUUCCUCCGCCCUGGGCUCCGGUCAUCCUGACGUUAGAGCACCAUGCCUGCAUUUUAACAGUAAAGAGGUGUUUUUCAUA
Messenger RNA from Canis lupus familiaris (dog), 3455 nucleotides. It is a transcript of the gene CEP131, whose product is annotated as centrosomal protein 131. Gene Ontology annotation, molecular function: protein binding. Gene Ontology annotation, biological process: regulation of centrosome duplication; cilium assembly; intraciliary transport involved in cilium assembly. Gene Ontology annotation, cellular component: centriolar satellite. The transcript is spliced from 25 exons. The record is from RefSeq and is a predicted model, not a curated record. Bases 17 to 3283 code for a protein of 1088 amino acids. NCBI's taxonomy places the organism in Eukaryota, Metazoa, Chordata, Mammalia, Carnivora, Canidae.